Molecule: messenger RNA, 300 nt
Organism: Miscanthus lutarioriparius
Lineage: Eukaryota; Viridiplantae; Streptophyta; Magnoliopsida; Poales; Poaceae
Source: the annotation of a GenBank genome assembly
AUGGGCAACGCCAGCGGCCGCCAGGAGGACGCCGCGGCUGUUGACGGCGAUGGCGCCGACGUGGAGGACGGCGGAGGGGACUCGUCGGUUCGCUCGUCGGAGCGCAGCUUCCCGCCGUACGGCAGCGGAGGAGCCAACCACGUGCGUCGCGCGUGCUCGGUGGGCGUCGUAGGUGGCGGCGGAGGCGCCGGAUCGCCACCUGGGAGCCCCGGCCACUCACUCUCGCCGCGGAUGUUCGUGCCCCAGGUCAGAUCACGAGAUCCCGCACCGCUAUGUCGGUUCGCCUGCUCGUUUGGUUGA